Molecule: messenger RNA, 1899 nt
Organism: Pollicipes pollicipes
Lineage: Eukaryota; Metazoa; Arthropoda; Thecostraca; Pollicipedomorpha; Pollicipedidae
Product: protein Shroom4
Exons: 5
Coding region: 492-1211 (239 amino acids)
Biological process (GO): actin filament organization; cell morphogenesis
Cellular component (GO): apical junction complex; adherens junction; cortical actin cytoskeleton
Molecular function (GO): actin filament binding
Source: RefSeq, a predicted model, not a curated record
GUCCCGAUCGGACUUGAACGGAAAGAAACGUCAGCACGUUAGAGUGACAACUCAGAAACAGCGCAAUGGUGUGAUCAGAAAGCCACAUGGAAGCCCAGCCGGAGUCUGGAGUGGUUUGUGAACGUAGUUUUGCCGUGCCUGUCUGAGACUGCUCUCUUCAGCUCACGAAGUGGUAAAGUUGGCGUUUGUAGGUUUUCUUCAAAUGUCCCCUCUCCCGAGAUUACUUUGAGGCACUUAGAUAUGGGAACAGUUGGAGAUCGCCCGCACAAAAGCACUGGGGAACGGUUUCUCGGUUGAAACGUUUUUUGGUCCCCAUAUCAGGCUCAUUCUGCUGUAUGAGGAAGUGCCCGAUCCCCAUAAAGCUCCCACCCGUUCUCCUGGGGAUUUAUUCGAAAAGAAAUGGUCUCAUCUUGUUGGGACCACCCGGGAAGUAUCAUGCUUGUAAUUAACACCCCGCCGUUCCAGCAGACGUUGGAGACGAACGCACCGCGAUGCUGCUGCACCUGAGGCAGCUGGACCUGGCGCUGGCCCGGCCCACCCCACCGGGUCUCAUUCGGUCGGAGUCAGCGCCGUCGUCGGCAGCGGCACACUCGGUGACGGACGACACGCCGUCACCGGUGCGGUCACCGGUCGGUUCUGCUCCCCUGACCCCGUUAAGCCCCGAGGCGCUACUCCUGACGCAGUUCUGGCAGGAGCUCAGCCCCGAUCAGGGCCUGAACGGCCUUCCUGACGUGCAGGACAUCAGACGCAGGAAGAGCGAGCUGUUGUCUCGCAUAUCGAGCCGGCUCGCCGGCCUGCGGGAGGCGCAGCCGCGGCCGUCGGAGGCGGCUCGCUUCCGCACGUGCGUCGAACAGAUCGGCACCAUCACCAGACUGCUGCUGGGGCUGGGCGGACGGCUGGCGCGCGCGCAGGCCACGCUCGCAGCGCUGCCUGAAAGCUGCGUCGAGGAGAAGGCCCACCUGACCAACAAGCGAGACAAACUGCGCAGCCAGCUGGGGGAGGCGCGCGUGCUGGAGGAGGAAGUUAGCCAUCGGCGCCGCCAGGUGGACACCUGUCUGGAGCGGUAUCUCAGCGCGGACGAGCUUGCCGAGUAUCAGCACUUCGUGCAGAUGAAGGCUAAGCUGAUUGUGGACGCGCGCGAAAUCGAGGACAAAAUACGGGUCGGCGAAGAGCAGUUGGCGGCGUUAACGCGAGCGGCGGGCGCCGUGUGACCAUGCUUGGUGCCAUCUAACGGGCGAUGUUAUUACUGCUGGUGUGUGGGGUCCCCGAGUGUGCGCUAUGCGUGUGACGCGCCCCACUCAAUUGUGACGGCCUUCUCCUCGGGAUAAAAGCGGGUGUGUUAACGGAGCAAGGCCUAGUCAAACGAUGAUGAAAUUAAGUGGGAGAUUGAGGCGCUGAGUAACGUGUGAACGUUUUUUUACGCUGAUGUUGGUAACCUGUGAAGGUUUUUCAGGCAGAUGUUAAGUAACGUAUGAACGUUUUUCACGCAGAUGUUAGGUGAUGUUUGAAUAUGUUUUCACGCAGAUGUUAAGUAACGUGUUAAUUUUUGACGUAGAUGGUCGUGUUUGGUUUUUAAAGGCUUGGUCACCUGCAUUGCUACAAGAUGCACUGCACUGCCAUUCGUGCCUAAACAAUACUAGUUUCGGCAUCUUCAGCUUUGCAGAUGCCGAAGGUGCCCCCUUGCCGACAUGAUCAUUGUUACCCAGUGCAAGCAUGCAUUCAGAAUGCCGACUCCGCACGGUUAAAAUAUGACGGGUACUGAGUGAUUUUUCAUGCCUUGAAAUAAACCGACUUAACAUCCAACACCUAUGUUGUGAUACUUUUCUUGAUUACAGGUUCCGGUGAUGUGUAUGUAUCUGUGCGUGGUUCUUGAUCCACUUGAACGAGCUUGCAGUUAUC